Jaculus jaculus (lesser Egyptian jerboa) is the source of this 1991-nucleotide messenger RNA. RefSeq names its product transcription factor AP-4 (gene Tfap4). Gene Ontology annotation, molecular function: DNA-binding transcription factor activity, RNA polymerase II-specific; RNA polymerase II cis-regulatory region sequence-specific DNA binding; protein dimerization activity. Bases 137 to 1153 code for a protein of 338 amino acids. Gene Ontology annotation, cellular component: nucleus. The transcript has 7 exons. Lineage: Eukaryota; Metazoa; Chordata; Mammalia; Rodentia; Dipodidae. Gene Ontology annotation, biological process: regulation of transcription by RNA polymerase II. The record is from RefSeq and is a predicted model, not a curated record.
UGCCGCCGCCGCCAGCAUCUGGGACCGGCCGAUUUCUGCACCUCCGUCCGGCGCUGCCCUUUGAUUCGGAUUUCCAUCUUGCAUUCUCCGGAGGACCGCGGGACCUGGCUCGUGCAGAGGAGGGGGGCCGAUCGCUAUGGAGUAUUUCAUGGUGCCCACUCAGAAGGUGCCCUCUUUGCAACAUUUCAGGAAAACAGAGAAAGAAGUGAUAGGAGGGCUCUGUAGCCUUGCCAACAUUCCACUGACCCCGGAGACCCAGCGAGACCAAGAGCGGCGGAUUCGGCGGGAGAUCGCCAAUAGCAACGAGCGGAGGCGUAUGCAGAGCAUCAACGCGGGUUUCCAGUCCCUGAAGACCCUCAUUCCCCACACAGAUGGAGAAAAGCUCAGCAAGGCAGCCAUUCUCCAGCAGACGGCGGAGUACAUAUUCUCUCUGGAGCAGGAGAAGACCAGGCUUCUGCAGCAGAACACACAGCUCAAGCGCUUCAUCCAGGAGCUGAGUGGCUCAUCCCCUAAGCGGCGGCGGGCCGAGGACAAGGAUGAGGGCAUUGGCUCCCCUGACAUCUGGGAGGAUGAGAAGGCGGAGGACCUGCGGCGAGAGAUGAUAGAGCUGAGGCAGCAGCUGGACAAGGAGCGGUCUGUGCGGAUGAUGCUGGAGGAACAGGUGCGCUCGCUUGAGGCCCACAUGUACCCUGAAAAGCUCAAGGUAAUCGCGCAGCAGGUGCAGCUGCAGCAGCAGCAGGAGCAGGUGCGGCUGCUGCACCAGGAGAAGUUGGAGCGCGAACAGCAGCACCUGCGGACCCAGCUCCUGCCCCCUCCAGCCCCCACCCACCAUCCCACAGUGAUCGUGCCUGCGCCUGCCCCGCCUCCUUCCCAUCACAUCAACGUCGUCACCAUGGGUCCUUCCUCAGUCAUCAAUUCUGUUUCUACAUCCCGGCAAAAUCUGGACACCAUUGUGCAGGCCAUCCAGCACAUCGAAGGCACCCAGGACAAACAGGAGCUGGAGGAGGAGCAGCGCCGGGCAGUCAUCGUGAAGCCCAUCCGCAGCUGUCUGGACGCCCACACUUCUGAUACGGCCUCUGACUCCGAGGCCUCAGACAGUGACGCCAUGGACCAGAGCCGGGAGGAGCCUUCGGGUGACGGGGAGCUUCCCUGACCACCCCCCCAGCCCUCCUCUCCCUUCUGGGGAGUGGAGGGGCCCGGGGCAGCAACAGGGAAAAAUGCGAGCGAAUGAGUGAGAAAUUUUUACAAAAUUAUGAUGUCAUUUGGGUCUCUUUUGUGACCUCUUUUUUCAAUACUGUAAAUUGAUCUUUGAAAGAAGCCAUCCAAGCCCAGGUCCCGGGACUGGGGUGGCACUGUGUACGUGGGAGCAUCGGGACUCCAGGGCUGGGCCUCGGCCCCUGGGGCUGGGGAAGUCGACACUGAGGUGCCUGGCCUCUCUUCGCCAAAAAGCAUAUAUAUAUUUUUUUUCAUUUAAACUUUUUUUUUUUUUUUUUAAACAGGGAAAAUCAAAUAAAACCCCGGUAUCUCCUCCUUCCCCAGAGCCAGCCUUAGGACUGUCAGUCAGUGUUCAACCCCUUCCCUCCUGUUUGGUUUUCUUCUUUCUCCUUUAAGCACUUACAUGGGUUGGGGGUCAGACGGGUUGGGGCUUUCUGGGGACUUGGGGGACUACAUUGCUUCUCGGUUGGGGUUUGCUGCUGCCCUUCUCCCCUCUUCCCCUCCCCAUCUCAACACCAGAACUCACCACUCUCCACCCAGCCCCCUCCAGGGUUCCCAUCAUUGACCCCAAAAAUGUCUUUGUCUUUCUUUUUGUUUUGUUUAUUGUUGGUUUUAUUUUGGUAUUGGUUUCUGUUUUUUUUUUUUUACCAUUUUGAAGUCUUUGUGUCCAAGGAGAAGCUAUUAUAUUUUGUUAAAAAAGUUGGGGGAAAAAAAAACCAAGAGGCCACUGUGCCUUUGUAAAGAAACAAAAUAAAGUUUGUACUUUGUUUUUUACA